UGCGCUGACCCUCGUCGCCAUUGGUCCAUCCCCAUCCCCUGGAGGCCAUGGCAAACCAAUGGGAGUGUGCGCUGCUGCAUUCAGAGCGGGUGUUGCCCGUGGUGGAAAGUUUAAAAGGUGUGUGUCCCGCUGUGCCUCAGCAGAAGCAUCCAUCAACAUGAUCCCCAUUGUGCUGGCCUCAGUGCUCAUUGCUAGCGCCCUUGGGUGCGGCACCCCCGCUAUCGAGCCCCUGACUUCCCGUGUGGUCAAUGGAGUCGACGCCAAGCCCCACAGCUGGCCCUGGCAGAUCUCUCUGCAGUACGAGAGGAACGGUGCGUGGAGGCACACUUGUGGAGGAUCUCUGAUUGCUGAAUGGGUCAUGACUGCUGCUCACCGCAUCAACGAGAAGCUGAAAUACAGAGUCCACGUCGGAAAACACAACCUGGUGGAGCUGGAGGCCGGCUCCAAGGCCAUCCUGACCGACAAGAUCAUCGUCCACAGGCAGUGGAACCCGGUCCUAGUGGCCAUCGGAAAUGAUAUUGCCCUGAUCAAGCUGUCGGAGUCUGUGACUUUGAGCGACCAUGUGCAGCUGGCCUGUAUCCCUGCAGCUGAGACUCUGCUGUCUAACCUCUCCUCCUGCUACAUCACCGGCUGGGGCAGGCGGUCCACCGGAGGCUCCAUUGCUGAUAAGCUGCAGCAGGCUUUGAUGCCUGUGGCCGACCAUGAGACCUGCACGCAGUCCGACUGGUGGGGCGUCGCCAUCAGGAGGUCCAUGGUGUGUGCCGGAGGGGAUGGAGUCGUCGGUGGAUGCAACGGCGACUCCGGUGGUCCUCUGAACUGUCAGAACAGCGAGGGCACCUGGGAGGUCCACGGCAUCGCCAGCUUCGUCUCUGGUCUUGGCUGCAACUUUGUGAAGAAACCCACCGUGUUCACCAGAGUCUCCGCUUUCAACGACUGGAUCGACGAGGUCAUGAUGAGCAACUAA
This is a messenger RNA of Gymnodraco acuticeps, 964 nucleotides long. RefSeq names its product elastase 3 like (gene ela3l). The record is from RefSeq and is a predicted model, not a curated record. Gene Ontology annotation, biological process: proteolysis. Gene Ontology annotation, molecular function: serine-type endopeptidase activity. Lineage: Eukaryota; Metazoa; Chordata; Actinopteri; Perciformes; Bathydraconidae.